This is a messenger RNA of Protopterus annectens (West African lungfish), 420 nucleotides long. RefSeq names its product rho GTPase-activating protein 22-like. The record is from RefSeq and is a predicted model, not a curated record. The transcript is spliced from 2 exons. Lineage: Eukaryota; Metazoa; Chordata; Ceratodontiformes; Protopteridae. Bases 1 to 420 code for a protein of 139 amino acids.
AUGCACUGCAUCUUUGACUGCAUAGCUGAAAUAAUUAUACUUAACCCUAGUGUCCACUGGUCAUAUUUUUCAGCUCGGUCAAAAAGCCUUGUUAUGGGGGAUCAGAGUGGCAGUUGCAGUAGAGCCACCUCCCCAGCACUGCAGGAGCGAGUGCUGAAGGCAGGGUGGCUGAAGAAGCAGACGGGCAUUAUGAAGAACUGGCAACAACGAUGGUUUGUACUCCGAGGAGAACAGCUCCAUUACUAUAAGGAUGCAGAAGAAACCAAGCCUCAGGAGGCUCCCCCUCUAACAAAGCCAAAAGAAUCUCACCCAAAAAGGAGUAUUCCUGUACCUACUGCCCAAGGGUUCCCACCUGGGAGUGAACUAUCUCAUUCUAAGGUUAUUACCUGGAAACUUGUUUCGAUAUCCAAAUAUCAUUAG